Hippocampus zosterae (dwarf seahorse) is the source of this 3878-nucleotide messenger RNA. RefSeq names its product cerebellar degeneration-related protein 2-like. NCBI's taxonomy places the organism in Eukaryota, Metazoa, Chordata, Actinopteri, Syngnathiformes, Syngnathidae. The record is from RefSeq and is a predicted model, not a curated record. The transcript has 7 exons. The coding region runs from base 2094 to 3323 and encodes 409 amino acids.
UUCAGCUAACGGCGUUUGUGUUUUUGUCUAUUUAGGUGAAGUCUGUGCCAUCAAACUAUUAACCUCCUCCUGCUCCCCCCUCUGGUUGUUUUGUAGGUCAAAAACCCCGUUGAAGUCAUCCAUAUUCAGAAGUGACAUCUUUGUUCUUUCAUUUUUCUUAUCUCUCUUCCUGCAUGCUGCGAUGCCUUCGAGCUGUGAGCUUAAAUCUACUCAUCCUUUUCACACACUUUGCUUGUACCCACCCGCUCCAGGCUGGGAGAUUAGCUUUUUGUUUUUUUUUCAUUUCCUUUUUAAGUUUCGUGGGGGGGUUUUCCCCCUGUCAAUGCAACCAUGCACAGCCCGCUAUCUUUUAAUCCAAAUUGUCAUCGUUCCUUGCUUUGAUUAUCUCGGCUGUGUGCUUUUGGAGCCAUUAGUAAUAUUUUUACAAUUUCUUGUGGCUUAAAAACAAAUCUGCUCAAAUGCUAACUGUUGACAUGCUAACAUAGCAAGAUAGACAUUACAGUAAAGAAAGUGCUGAGGGGGCUAUAUUGACCUGUGUGUGUUCAUUGCGUACACGCACACAAUGUAUUUGUGUCUGCGUGUUUAUCUCUUUUGUCAGACCCCCAAAAAGAAGCUGGUUGUCAUGGCAACACACCAACCUCCUCUUACAAUGGGACUGUACUGUAUGACGACCCCAAAAAAAGUCCUUAUAAAUUUGAUUAUUACUCGCACAUACACGCACUGUUUUUGUGCUAAAGUUGUCGCCAGGAGCCUUUUUAUCGCCAAGCCUGUUACACGCUCCUCGUCCCUGAUGCUUAUUGCCACGGCAACCGGCACGGCAAGGCAGCAAAUUUGGCCAUAACCGUUUGUGUCAGGAAGAGAAAUUGCGCGCGUGUUGGGGCGGGGGGGGAAUUACACAUUGUGACACACACUAGACCCCCACUGUGCUCUGAUGUUUCAAUUUCCUUCCCUGGCGUUUAUCUGACUUCCUCUCCCUUGAAGAGACUUCAGAUAGCAGUCUCUCUCUAACACACGCCAACGCGCCCUCACACACAUACUGUAUAUCAAACAGAGGGCUUGUCGGUGACUUUGUCGAUUUGCCUUUAAACGGGUGGAAUCAAGAAGCCGUUUGCAGAUCAGAAAUGUGCCUCUCUUCAUUCUCCUCUCCGCCGUCCCCCCUCAUGUUUCUCAAAGCACAGAUGGAGGAGGACAGAAGACCCCCCUGGAAGAUGGACAAAUGGGAGCUGGCGUGCCACAACUGCACAAGGUCACUGACGGUGUAGUGGUCCAUUGGCGUCCAAUCUGGGGUGUCACCUGCCUAUCGACUGAAGUCAGAUGGGGUGGACUCCAGCUACCCCGAUAGAAAUGUAGUUUUGUAUUACUUUUAUUUCUCAACUCAACUGUAUUUAUAGAGCACUUUCAAACAGCCAUCGGUGCAUACACAUUUAUAAAAUAUAUAAUUUGUUUCGUAUAGUUUUUUCAUAGUCAUUUUUACUCAAAUCACCUCGCUACCACUUUUGCGUCUUUAAUUUAGUGCACGGUAUUAUUCAUCUGGAUUUUGAAGCGAAUUUUCCCGUCGAUUGAAAAGAAUGGAUUGUGUUUGCUGCAGCAGCGCCCUCUUGCGGACAAACUCAAUGCGCACAGUUAAUGAUGCACCUACAGAGCCGCAGGUGCAGGCGAGCUAACGGGUCAGUUUCUAUACAGGCACAGCCGCACCGGAAGCGCCUUUCAAACCUUGGACGUAAAAUGUAAGGCUGAAAUAACCAAUGUACAACGCCAAUGAAAACGUGGGUAAUAACAAUACUCAUUCGGGGCUUCAAUUUGCGCUUCGAAACGUAACGGAAACGAUUUACCACGUCUCUUUGAGCGGCCUCUAUUAUCCGUAGCUUUUAGUUUGAAGUCGCUUAACAACAUGUCAAUACUUGACACAUCAGACUUUCUAAUUGGCGUUAUCCGGCGAUGCUCGGUGCACCGGUACAGCGGCCGCAGCUAGCAGUAAAAUAAAUGCACGAAUAAAAUCACCCCUAGGAGCCCGCGUGCAUCAUGCCAAUUCGGACGAGGAUUUGACACUGAACGAGGGUGAGUAUUUGUGGAAAUUGUUGCCAGCCGCCGAGAUGUUGAGCGUGGAAGAGGAGUUCGAGCUGAAGGAGGAAGAGCCUUGGUACGACAAGCAAGACCUCGAACAAGACCUUCAGCUGGCCGCCGAGCUGGGCAAGUCACUGCUGGAGAAGAACCGUGAGCUGGAGCAGAGCCUGCAGCAGAUGUACUCCACCAAUCAAGAGCAAGUGCAGGAGAUUGAGUACCUGGCCAAGCAGGUGGAGCUCCUGCGGCAGGUGAACGACCAGCACGCCAAAGCGUACGAGCAGCUGGACGUGGCGUCUCGCGAGCUGGAGCAGAGCAACCGCACGCUGACUCGGGACAAUCGCGCCGCCCAGCACAAGAUCCGCGGGCUGACGGAAACGGUGGACCAGCUGCAGACGCGCGUGGACGAGCUGCAGCGGGAGGCGGACGACGUCAAGUCGCAAGUCGCCCGGGGGGACCGGCAGAGGUGGCGCGGCGGCCAGAGUCUGGAGCAACUGCCAAAACUCAGGCGCUGUGACGACGACGAUCCAGAAGAAGCGCAUCUCGGCGUAGACUGGCGCGACGGCGUGCGGUGGUGGCACGAGGAGCAGCAGGCGUCGCUGUGCCGCUCGCUACGCAGCCUCCAGGCUCAGUACGCGGGAGAACGCGCCCGGCGGGAGGAAGCCGAGCGGGAGGCGGGGCUGUUGAGCGGGCAGAACCAGGCGCUCGAGCGGCAGCUGGCCGGCAUGGAGACGUUCAGGCUGCGAGUGUCCGAGUUGGAGCGAGAGGCCGAGGAACUUCGUCACCUCCGGAAGUCCCAAUCCUUUUCUCAGCUGAAUGUGGCUUACGCUAUCCCCGAGGAAGAGGCGGAGGUGGAGCGCGACGGCGAAGCGGAGCCAAGUGGCCGGCGGCCCCUCAAACGCCGGGCGAGCGAGCGUCUCCUUCGAGCCGAGCGAGAGUGCCGGUGUGCUCAAAGGUCCGCGGAGGAGGAGCGGGGCGGCAUCUCGCUGCUCAACGAGGUGGACGCCCAGUACAGCGCCUUGCGAGUCAAGUAUGAGGAGCUCCUCAGGCACUUUGCAUUACAGCAACGUCACCGAGAGGAGCCGAGGCACGAGGCCGUCCAGACCGCCGAGCGCAACGCCGGCUUCCGGCAGCCCGAGUACAAGGAACUGUUCCGAGAAAUUUUUGCUCGCAUCCAGAAAACCAAAGAGGACCUGGAGAACAGGGCCAGGCAAGGCCACCCCGCACCGGAAGAUAAAAAGCAGGUGGAAGACGGGCUUUGAAUUGCAACCUAACUCCCCAAAAUGCCUGAACCCCAUCAGGGUUCCCACUCUUCCACGAGCUUUUUAUUCAUGGGCCUUUUGAGGGCUAAUUUUGCCAUCAUUUAGCCUUGCACGUUUGCACCCAUUCGAGGCCAUCCGGUUGGCAUUCGUUGUUGGUUGUGCGCUUUCGCAGGUCGUACUGAGCCGACGGAACAUCCGUGCACUUUUAGCCCCAAAAAAACCGACAAUGUAUAGUAAGGCGUUUUUGGCCUGGAAAAAGAAGAACCAUGUUUAGUAAGGUGUUUUUGGCCCAAACACCUUACUAUACAUGGUUCUUUUUUCCGGGUCAAAAAUGCCCGACUAUUCAUGGUUGGCGUUUUUAGCCGAAUAAAAUGACCAUGUGUAGUCAUGCGUUUUUAGCCGGAAAGAAACAACCUAUUCUAGUAAGGUAUUUUUGACUGAAAAAAAAAAAGAUUCGACCAAUAUUUAUUUUUUCGCCAAGAUGGUACCUGAGUAGAGUACACUUUAAGAGUCUUGUUUUUUUUAUUUUUAUUUUUUGUAUUUCAUCACGUUAUG